Messenger RNA from Cornus florida, 1722 nucleotides. RefSeq names its product heat stress transcription factor B-2b-like. The coding region runs from base 304 to 1302 and encodes 332 amino acids. The record is from RefSeq and is a predicted model, not a curated record. Gene Ontology annotation, cellular component: nucleus. Lineage: Eukaryota; Viridiplantae; Streptophyta; Magnoliopsida; Cornales; Cornaceae. Gene Ontology annotation, biological process: regulation of transcription by RNA polymerase II. The transcript has 3 exons. Gene Ontology annotation, molecular function: RNA polymerase II cis-regulatory region sequence-specific DNA binding; DNA-binding transcription factor activity.
UUUACUCUAUUUUCUCUCCUUAUCUAUUUUCUCCUUUUAGAAAAAAAAGAAAAAUCCAUUCUCUCUCUCUCCUCUCUCUUAUCCGUCCAUUCCUUCUCUCUCUCUCUCUCUUUCUCUUUCUCCAUCUGUAUAUGUUGCAUAUCGAACCUUCUAGAAUUCAACAAAAACAACGCACGCAUUGUUGCCUCUCAACGUCUCUCCAAUUCCUCUCCCUUUCUCUCUCUAGAUGUUUCAUUUCUAUCAGAUCUGAUUCAAUUCCUUCAUCUUUACUUCUAAUUAUCAUUCUUUUCAAGUGCGACGGCGAUGGUGCCGAGGCCCGGCGGAGAAUCGACGGCCGGCGAUGCAUCAAGAUCUGCGAUGAACGGCGAUUCACCGAGAUCUCUUCCGACGCCGUUCUUGACCAAAACGUAUCAGCUCGUCGAUGAUCGUGCGAUUGACGAUGUGAUCUCGUGGAACGAAGACGGAUCAACCUUCAUAGUUUGGAAUCCGACGGAGUUCGCUAGAGAUUUGCUGCCUAAGUUUUUCAAGCACAAUAAUUUUUCCAGUUUUGUUCGUCAACUCAACACCUAUGGAUUUAGGAAGGUCGUACCUGAUAGGUGGGAGUUCUCGAACGAUUGCUUCCGAAGGAACGAGAAACGGCUUUUAUGUGAUAUUCAGCGCCGGAAAAUCGUGACGUCCGUCGCAGCUGGUGCUACGGCGGCGACGGUGGCGUCAAUUCCGGUGGCGACGGUGCAAAUGGUGUCGCCUUCGAAUUCCGGCGAGGAACAAGUAAUCUCGUCGAACUCGCCGCCGUCGGCGGGUAUCAUGCUGCGUCGAGAAGGGAGCUGCGGUGCGGCGGAGCUGGUGGAUGAAAACGAGAGGCUGAAGAAGGAAAACAUGCAGCUGAACAGAGAGUUGAGUCACAUGAAGAGUUUGUGCAGUAAUAUAUACAAUUUGAUGUCGAAUUACGCGAGUAAUCAGCCGGAGAGCGGUUCAUCGGCGGCGAAACCGCUCGAUCUGCUACCGGUGAAGCAACUUUCCGACGAAUCUGACGUCGCCGCCGGUAACGAUAACCGGAAGAAAGCAAAACCGGUGGGAGAGGCGGGGACGAGCCCGAUUAUAUUUGGUGUGGCUCUUGGGUUGAAACGGAUGAGGGAAAGCGAUGGUGAGACGGCGGAGCAUGAUCAUGAGCUGCGACUGCAGCAACCCGGAACGGAGGUGGUGAAAUCAGAGCCGUCCGAUCAUCAGAACGGUGGGGAUCAGGAGACGAUUUGGCGGAGGCAGUGUCACGGUCGCCGACCGAAUGAGAUUAGACUAGUGUGAUGAUGAAUCAGGGGACAGGUGUAGGGUGUAGGAGUGUCCUCACGUGGGAAAAGCACGUGCCGAAUGGAGUCACGUGCUUGGCAAACCUUUUUGUGGGGGACAUAUUCAUGUAGCUUCUUGGGAGUUCCUACUUUAUAAUAUUUUUGGUUGGUUUAGAAAAAUCAAAAAGGGCUUGUUCUCUUGUUUUUUAUUUUCUUUAAUUUUAGAAACAACAACAGAUGUUGUGCCUUAGCAAUUAUGGCAAUCACCUCUAAUGCAUAGCGCCCUAGAGAGUAUUGUAACUGUCCAUCUCUAGAGAAUAUGUAUGGGAUAAACGAUUGUGAUGUAUCCCUCUUUCUUGAUAGUUGAAAAGAUAUGUGUUCGAGACAAUUAAAACAUUUUCUUGUGGUAUGAAGUAAACAGAACGUCUAUUUUGUUCUC